Molecule: messenger RNA, 3168 nt
Organism: Pungitius pungitius (ninespine stickleback)
Lineage: Eukaryota; Metazoa; Chordata; Actinopteri; Perciformes; Gasterosteidae
Product: apoptosis regulator BAX-like
Exons: 6
Coding region: 350-961 (203 amino acids)
Biological process (GO): intrinsic apoptotic signaling pathway in response to DNA damage; extrinsic apoptotic signaling pathway in absence of ligand; mitochondrial fusion
Cellular component (GO): mitochondrial outer membrane
Molecular function (GO): protein homodimerization activity; channel activity; protein heterodimerization activity
Source: RefSeq, a predicted model, not a curated record
GUCACUUCCGGAUAUUAUCAGCGUUCCCGGCCAGAUGCGGACUUUAGAAUUGGAACAGUACUCGGGCUGUAACUGAUGACGUUUCACGAGUCCAUGAGAACAUAAGUCCACACAAGAACGCAUAUUGAGAAAGGGCCCGGGUUAGCGGAUCUGAGAAGAAGUUUCAACACGGAAGUAAUUGAGUGAGGGACAGCUGGUUUUCCCGGCAGCACAGAGAAGUUUUUCACUUUCUAUAUAUUGUUUAUUAACCGGAUAAAAGCGUUUCAAUCACUAGAUCCAGUCAGUAAAGAAGGGAAGAAGAGGUUCUCUAACCUUAGAAGUGUUUCAGAGUUGUAUUUAACGUUGAACCAUGGAGUGUGAAGGAAACGGCAUGUCGGACGCGAGAAUCGGAGAGGCCCUGAUCAAAGAGGUCAUCGAGGAGGAGCUGAAGGACGCCUCCUCGGAGGACGUCCCACCGCUCACCCCGCUGGCCGUGGAGCUAAAGACGGAGCAGGAGCAGCAGAUGGUGACCCAGCUGGGCAAAAUGAUCCGCAUCAUCGGUGACAGGGUCCGAGAUGACCAGGAGUUCCAAGACGCAAUCGACGGAGUGGCUUUUUCCUCCAACUCUACGGGGGACCGCUUCAAGCAAGUGGCAGACAAAGUGUUUGAACAUGGCAUCACCUGGGAGAGGAUUGCCGUGCUCUUCUAUGUGGCCGGCAAGCUGGCUGUCAGGAUGGUGGAGGCUCACCUCCCUCAAUCAGUGAGGGAGAUCCUCAAGUGCACCGUGGACUUUUUCAGAAACAAUCUUCUGGGCUGGAUUCGGGAACAUGGAGGCUGGAUUAACAGUUUCUCUGAAUUGGCGGUGGCGUCCGUUCAGAGCGUAUCAUCAAUGAGCCCCCACAGCUACGGCUUCGUCCUCAUCUUCAUCGCCGGCCUGGCUCUGGGGAGCGUCCUCACCUGGAGACUGACCAAGCGGCUCUGAGGCUCACACACACAUUGACAUUCCUAUUGUUUCUUAUUUUUUACUUUAUUCUAUAUGAAAGUGUUUUGAAAAAACAGGUUAACAUUUGUCAAAAUUUUAAGCUCAAUCAUGAUGUUUUACUGAAGAUUACCUAGUAGUUUUCCCACCACAGCUUAAUUAAGAAUGAACGGUUGAAAGAUCAGAUUUGUCCUGUGCUCACAAACUGCUGUCAUGUGCUGAUCACAUGUUGCCAAGACAUUCACACUCACAUUUCACCUUCUCUAACAUCAUCUAUGCAAACUACUUGAAACUUGAAAGAAAUGUUGUUUCAAGGAGUGUCUGAUAUUAUUCUCAUCAUCCUAAAGAGAUGCCCUUGCUGCCCUCGGAGCAUGCAGUGUUGGUCGGGUUAAGGUGUCUGGGUUCACAGCAGAGAACCAGAGGUAACGAGUAGUCACGUCAAAUGUGACGCCGAUGGAGGUGUGUUUUCACAAUUUCAUUAAAGAAUAAGCAACUAAUGAAAAUAUUUAGUGGGUUCAAUAAUUGUUAGGGUCAAAAAUCAAUAGAAAUGAACUUUCAGUUUUUACUUUUCUUAUUUCCUUAAUGCUCGCUCAAAUUAAAAAAGACAAAGACACUUGCUGAAGUCCCACCUGACUUAUGCCUAAAACAACUCCGCAUAGAAGGCUGCAGGAGGUCUAUAGACCUCCAUGUGCAGGUGGAGCAAUAACCAUGCAAAGAAAACUAUUUGGGGAGUUUUGUAUUUCCACUUAAAAUCUAGGUGAAUUAUUUAUAUUUGACCAUAUGGCCUAAAUGUGCAUAGAAAUGUUUGUGCCUUACACAAUGUAGCCUUGUACUUAAAAAAAAAAUGUAAAUGAUAAAUGUCAGGGAAAUAGAACCAAUGGUCAUUAUUAUCAGAACAACAUCUGUACUUGGAAUGAAGUUCCCUUUAGUGAUCCCAUUGGGGCCAGCCGAUUGGUCCGUGAGGAGAAGGGCGGUUAGACGGUAGUGAGACUCUUGUGGGUCUGCCUGGGGGUCACAUCCACAGCCUGUCGGGUUAUUACUUCUCCCACUAUGCACUCCUCCAAGUUUCAUAAAGUUCAGGCUUGAUCCUGCUGAUGACACAUUCUGCAUGAAGAAAAAUAUAAAAGGCCAUUUAAUGACUGUAAAGUCCAUUCUGGUCACAAUUGAUCAUUUUUUGGGUCUAUUUACCCAAUUUAUUUUUCUCCUUGAUAAUAUUUUGCCGGUGUAGUUCACUUUCCAAGUACAUAAUGUUAGUGUUAUAGUGUAUUUGAUUUUUUAAGUGUGACUUUGUGCGGUUCCUAUAACCUUGGUGGAGGAAGAAGGAUUUCAAAUAUAAAGUGUUUCCUUGGUUAUUGGGGCUCUGUGGUGUUUAAUGAACUUUUAUCAUACUGAUUUUGACCUGUGGCACUUCUUUCAUGCAGACAUUCAGUUUCUGUUCAGUAGAGGCACCGCUGCUGAUUGAGUGAUACUUUGUGGUAGUAGAUGUUAGGAUGUGAACUCUCCAUAACAGUGAUUGUUGGUACAGAAAUGUCAAUUAUAUGUUGGAGGUCAUUACGUACUUCAUCCAUAAGAGAGCGCUGGUAUACUUUUACUUUUUUAAAUUGAUCCACUUGGUAUAAAUCUUGCUCGCACUCAAUUGAUAUUAAAGGAAUUUUUUAAUUAAAGGAAAUGUGUUGGUGUUUUAUUUGAGUAAAGACGGCUAUUUAACAAAAACACAGGUUGACGGUAAUAAGGUUUAAGGUUAUAAUAAGGUUUUUAAAUCCUGACUGAAAUGUCUGUUCUAUUUAUAUCUGUUUGAGUUAUGGCGUUGUCCUUGGCAUGAAAUAUUAUUACUGAUUGGUGGAUACUACAAUUUUACACGUAUGUGACCUAACUGCAAUGCACACUGUUUGAUUGGAUAAAUACGACCUACACAUCGCCUUGACUGCAAGUUAUUAGACCUAAAGCAUUGUUUUGGCUUUGCUUGCUUUUUGCAAUAUGUGUGAAACUGUAAAAUCUCAAUAAAUCGGCAAAGAAUAACUCUGUGAUUCUUCACAUCGCACGUUAAAUUCAAGAUCUGGAGCUUCACUUGUUGGGAAAACUGUGCAGCGAUAAAUCCCCCGUAUCCUCUGGGAAAUGUUGACUUGAAUGUGAAGAGGGCGGUUCAUAGCAGUUAUCCUCGUCCUCUAAAGUUCUUGAAUCCUCCCUCUGAAGGUGUUGGCAGAUCAUGG